AUGCCGACCUUCACCUCAAAGAAGUACCUUCCCGCAUCCGCCGCAAAUACUGUUGGCUCCAGAUAUCGUUCCGGUUUAAGCCGGCACCCAUUCCUCCUGUUCGGAUUGCCAUUUAUUGGUACCAUACUCGCAGGAUCCUUCUUUCUGACUCCUGCGACGGCGCUGCGAUAUGAGAAUCAUGAUCGUAAGGUCAAGAGAGUAACACAAGAAGAAGCGAUGGGGCUAGGGAAGGACCGGAGAAGGGUUGAUUUGAAUGAGGAAUAUUAUAGGUUAUCAAUGAAGGAUACCGACAACUGGGAGCAGAAGAGAGUGAAAAGACUCAAAGGAGAACACGAUGGCGUGUUGUAA
Messenger RNA from Morchella importuna, 348 nucleotides. RefSeq lists its product as uncharacterized. The record is from RefSeq and is a predicted model, not a curated record. NCBI's taxonomy places the organism in Eukaryota, Fungi, Ascomycota, Pezizomycetes, Pezizales, Morchellaceae. Gene Ontology annotation, biological process: mitochondrial respiratory chain complex IV assembly. Gene Ontology annotation, cellular component: mitochondrial inner membrane. The transcript is spliced from 3 exons. Bases 1 to 348 code for a protein of 115 amino acids.